Poecilia latipinna (sailfin molly) is the source of this 997-nucleotide messenger RNA. Its product is annotated as speriolin-like protein. NCBI's taxonomy places the organism in Eukaryota, Metazoa, Chordata, Actinopteri, Cyprinodontiformes, Poeciliidae. The record is from RefSeq and is a predicted model, not a curated record. The transcript is spliced from 4 exons. Gene Ontology annotation, cellular component: centrosome. Bases 79 to 939 code for a protein of 286 amino acids.
GAUUCAAAAUGUCCCUGGAGAUUCAGCUGCGCUCUUGAGGAGUUGUGGGUGCUCAGCUCUGUGUCCUAGAGCCUCAGGAUGAGUCUAGAACAAGCUGCUGCAGCCCUGCUUGUCAAAAACGAUCAACUUAAGCGGGAGAUUGAGCACCUGAGAUCUUUAGUGAGCCUGCUCCAGGAAAACCAGAUGCUGACAUCCAGGACGCACAGCAGCAGCGAUUCCACACUGACUGACUUGACAGGAUCUAAGCACUCGGACCGGUGGCACAGCAGCAUUGACGAGCAACAGUUCAUGAGAGACCUCCAUCAGAACAGACCCAACAUGAAUUUCAGAACAUCGUCUCCUGUCAACUUCAAAUCCAACAUGAAUUUCAGAACAUCGUCUCCUGUCAACUUCAAGUCAUUCCUCCAAAGUUCGGUGCUGAAAAAUGCUGAAGAGGCAGAAGAGCUUCAUAGCCAGGCUGAUGUUCCUCCUUUUGCCUUAGGUCAUCCAAGGCUGCUUGGUGAGAUUGCCUAUCAGCUGGAUAGGAGGAUCCUGUCGUACGUGUUCCAGGCUCAUCAGAGGCUCUAUGGUUUCAUACUCCUCAACAUACCACAGAGGAUUGUCGAGGUGAGCACUCACCCUCUGACGGGGCAUAUGGACGAGGCGUACCGGCUCUAUCUCUCCAACAGGUUCACAGACCUCAUGGAGUCGCUCGGCAAGCUGGGGUACAAACUGGCUCUCCACGCUCCGUUUUGUGAGUUUAUUGUCAAUUCGUAUGGAAUCCUAAAGGAGAGGCCGAGAAAAGGCAGCAGCCAAUGGGCUGAGUACAACAAUCCAGAUUUUCUGAUAAAGAUGAUAGAGAACAUUGCUCCACGAAGACUGCAGAAAGACAUGCUGCUGGUGCUCUCGUGCCUCUGUUACCUGUCAACAAAGGACAAGAAGCCCCUCCUUGCGUGGUAAUCACCUGAUCCUGUGAAAAUUUAAAUCUUUCUGAAAUAAAUGGUGAGAUGUGAGAAAU